Vombatus ursinus (common wombat) is the source of this 2545-nucleotide messenger RNA. Its product is annotated as zinc finger protein OZF-like. Bases 337 to 2301 code for a protein of 654 amino acids. Gene Ontology annotation, molecular function: RNA polymerase II cis-regulatory region sequence-specific DNA binding; DNA-binding transcription activator activity, RNA polymerase II-specific. The transcript has 5 exons. Gene Ontology annotation, cellular component: nucleus. Gene Ontology annotation, biological process: central nervous system development; regulation of transcription by RNA polymerase II. NCBI's taxonomy places the organism in Eukaryota, Metazoa, Chordata, Mammalia, Diprotodontia, Vombatidae. The record is from RefSeq and is a predicted model, not a curated record.
GUUGUGGGAGGCCUGGCGCGGUCAGCUUUGUCCGGCUCGGGACUGGCAAGGGGUGCAGAGCAUCCCCUCGGGGCCAACACAAGUGUUUGUGGACUGACUGAGCAGCCCUCGGAGGACUCACCCCUGAGCUGCAGGUUCCGGAGGAAGAGGAGGAAGGAGCCAGAAGGGCCAUCCCAGACUGUCCCAAGGAGACAACCCAUUUCUAAAGACCCAAAGACUCAGAGGGGAUGUUCCCCAAGACCUCACACUUGGAAAAGCCUGUAGUGAGAACGCUGCUGGGAUAGGAUUGAAAGUCUGGGUAAGGACUACUCGUAGGAAACCCAUUGCCCGGGACUCAUGUCCAGCCCCUGCCAGGACACCCUGGCUGGGGAGAGAGAGGAAUUUGGGAGAAGCUCGAAUCUUGUUACCCAGGAGAAGGUGCCUGUAGGAGAGGGGCCCCAGCCCAUGGUACCAGGUGAGGAGAACUGCACGCUGAGUCCACAUCCAGCCGAGCAUGAGGUAACUUGUGCAAGGAAGAAAAAUGUCUGUAAGUGUGAGGAGUGUGGAAAAGAUCUGAAGCUGCCCUUAGCCCUCAUUGCCCACCAGAGGGCUCACACCAGAGAGAAGCCCUAUGCAUGUGGCCUGUGUCAGAAAGUGUUCAGGUGCAGGUCGAACCUCAUCGGACACCAGAGAAAUCACACCGGAGAAAAGCCCUAUGAAUGUAAUGAGUGUGGGAAAGUUUUCAUUCAAAAUUCAACACUUACAUUGCACCAGAGGAUUCACACUGGAGAGAAGCCCUAUACGUGCAGAGAGUGUGGCAAAGCCUUCAGGGGGAGCUCAGACUUAAGAAAACACCAGAGAAUUCACACUGGAGAGAAGCCCUAUGAAUGUGGUGAAUGUGGGAAGACCUUCAGGUGGAGCUCCCCCCUUAUCAGACAUCAGCGAACACACAGUGGAGAGAAGCCCUAUCAGUGCGGUGAGUGUGGCAAAGCCUUCAGCCAGAGCUCGUCCCUUAUUGAGCACCACAAGGUCCACACUGGGGAGAAGCCCUAUGAGUGUGCUGAGUGUGGGAAGGCCUUCAAGGGGAGCUCAGACCUGAGCCAACACCAGAGGGUUCACACUGGCGAGAAGCCCUAUGAGUGUGAAGAGUGUGGGAGAGCUUUCAUGUGGAAGACAGCCCUCAUCACUCACCAGAGGAGCCACAGUGGGGAGAAGCCUUAUGAGUGUCCUGAAUGUGGGAAGGCUUUUGUCCAGAGCUCACAGCUCACUCAGCACCAGAGAAUUCACACUGGGGAGAAGCCCUAUGAAUGCAGUGUGUGUGGGAAAGCCUUCAGUGUGAGCUCCUACCUUAUUGAGCAUCAGAGAAUUCACACUGGAGAGAAACCCUAUGCAUGCAGUGUGUGUGGGAAAGCCUUCAUCCAAAGAUCACACUUGACUCAACACCAGAGGAUUCACACUGGCGAGAAGCCCUAUGAAUGUAAUGAGUGUGGGAAAGUUUUCAGUGUGAGCUCCUACCUUAUUGAGCACCAGAGGAUUCACACUGGAGAGAACCCCACUGGCGACAAGCCCUAUGAGUGUGGCGAAUGUGGGAAAGCCUUCCUGCAGAAUUCAGCCCUUACCCUGCACCAGAGAGUUCACACUGGAGAGAAGCCUUACCAAUGCCACGAGUGUGGCAAAGCCUUCAGGUGGAGCUCAGACCUCAGAAAACACCAGAGGAUUCACACUGGAGAGAAGCCCUAUCAGUGCGGCGAGUGUGGCAAAGCCUUCGGCAGGAGUUCAUCCCUUAUCGAGCACCACAAGGUCCACACUGGGGAGAAGCCCUAUGAGUGUGCUGAGUGUGGGAAGGCCUUCAAGGGGAGCUCAGACCUGAGCCAACACCGGAGGGUUCACACUGGCGAGAAGCCCUAUGAGUGUGAAGAGUGUGGGAGAGCUUUCAUGUGGAAGACAGCCCUCAUCACUCACCAGAGGAGCCACAGUGGGGAGAAGCCUUAUGAGUGUCCUGAAUGUGGGAAGGCUUUUGUCCAGAGCUCACACCUCACUCAGCACCAGAGAAUUCACACUGGAGAGAAGCUCUAUGAAUGCAGUGUGUGUGGGAAAGCCUUCAGUGUGAGCUCCUACCUUAUUGAGCACCAGAGGACUCACACUGGAGAGAAACCCUAUGAAUGCAGUGUGUGUGGGAAAGCCUUCAUCCAAAGAUCACACUUGACUCAACACCAGAGGAUUCACACUGGAGAGAAGCCCUAUGAAUGCAAUCAUUGUGGGAAAGCCUUCCGCUACAGCUCAGACCUGAUCCAGCAUCACAAGCUUCAUACUAGAGAAUAGAUGGGGCAGUAUUGUUGUCUCUUUGAGAGCCAAGCUAGCUCGUCAUACCACGUGGCCUCCAUCUCUUCCUCGUGUCUCCAGCCUCCUCCCCACUGCCUCUUUGUCCUCUUUUCCAAAUGUGCCCAGAUCUCCCUAACCUGAGAGAGCAAAGGCUCAGCCUGGUUACUACCUCAAGCUCUCCUCUAGUUCUUCCUUUUCUCCCUCCUUCCUCCUCCCUUCCUCCUUCCUUCCCUCUUCCUCCCCC